GCCGGGCCGCGGGGCCUUGGAGGAGAAGGGCGGUGGUUCGGUGAGGCGGCGGACUUGGGGUCCGGGCGCAUCAGGGGCCGCCCAGGACCCGCCCUGUCGCCCCGGAACACGCUGCAUCUCGCCAGGCCUGUGCGCUGCCAGACAGAAGGAAGAGCACCGUGCGGGCAGCGGGGGCUUGGUGGCUGCGCGUGGCCACCAUGGUCUUGAGGAUGCUCGCGACCCCAGAGUCCACGCUCUGGCCCCCUACUUCCCUGGAUAUAAGCUGUCAUUCCGAGCUGGCACCUUAGCUUAUGGUGCAGAAUGUAACCCAUCAAUAAGUCGGAGAAGCCUGAAAGCUGCGAUAAUGUGAAGGUGGUUGUUCGGUGCCGGCCUCUCAAUGAAAGAGAGAAAUCAAUGUGCUACAGACAGGCCGUCAGCGUGGAUGAAAUGAGGGGAACUAUUACCGUCCAUAAGACCGAUUCCUCCAACGAACCUCCAAAGACGUUUACUUUCGAUACUGUUUUUGGACCAGAAAGUAAACAACUUGAUGUGUAUAACUUAACUGCAAGACCAAUUAUUGAUUCUGUUCUGGAAGGCUACAAUGGGACCAUCUUUGCAUAUGGACAGACUGGGACAGGCAAGACUUUCACCAUGGAAGGUGUUCGUGCAGUGCCGGGGCUAAGAGGGGUCAUCCCCAACUCAUUUGCUCACAUAUUUGGUCACAUCGCAAAAGCAGAGGGCGACACAAGGUUUUUGGUUCGAGUGUCAUACUUGGAGAUAUAUAAUGAAGAAGUUCGAGACCUUUUGGGUAAAGAUCAGACACAGAGGUUGGAGGUUAAAGAAAGGCCUGAUGUGGGAGUAUAUAUCAAAGAUUUAUCAGCGUAUGUAGUCAACAACGCUGACGACAUGGAUAGAAUCAUGACACUAGGCCACAAAAACCGUUCUGUUGGUGCGACUAAUAUGAACGAGCACAGCUCCCGAUCCCAUGCCAUCUUUACCAUUACUAUAGAGUGCAGCGAGAAAGGCGUGGAUGGAAACAUGCACGUCAGGAUGGGGAAGCUCCACCUGGUGGAUCUCGCUGGAUCAGAAAGACAAGCAAAAACUGGAGCCACAGGACAGCGCCUCAAGGAAGCUACCAAAAUCAACCUUUCAUUGUCCACCCUGGGCAAUGUUAUUUCUGCCUUGGUGGAUGGAAAAAGCACUCAUGUGCCGUAUCGGAACUCUAAACUGACCCGUCUCCUGCAGGAUUCCUUAGGAGGGAACUCAAAAACCAUGAUGUGUGCAAAUAUUGGGCCAGCAGAUUAUAAUUAUGAUGAAACCAUCAGUACCUUGCGGUAUGCCAACCGCGCCAAGAACAUUAAAAACAAAGCUAGAAUAAAUGAAGAUCCAAAGGAUGCUCUGCUUCGCCAGUUUCAGAAAGAAAUAGAAGAGCUGAAGAAAAAGCUUGAGGAAGGGGAAGAAGUGUCAGGCUCUGACAUCAGUGGGUCAGAGGAGGAUGACGAGGAGGGUGAACUUGGAGAAGAUGGAGAAAAAAGGAAAAAGAGAAGGGAUCAAGCAGGUAAAAAGAAAGUUUCCCCAGAUAAGAUGGUGGAAAUGCAAGCGAAAAUUGAUGAGGAAAGAAAAGCACUGGAAACCAAACUUGACAUGGAAGAAGAAGAAAGAAACAAGGCUAGAGCUGAACUGGAGAGACGGGAGAAGGACCUUCUGAAAGCACAGCAAGAGCAUCAGUCUUUGCUGGAGAAGCUGUCUGCCUUGGAGAAGAAGGUGAUCGUGGGCGGCGUAGACUUGCUGGCCAAGGCGGAGGAGCAGGAGAAGCUUCUCGAGGAGUCCAACGUGGAGCUGGAGGAGCGGCGGCGAAGAGCUGAGCAGCUUCGGAAAGAGCUAGAGGAAAAAGAGCAAGAACGCUUGGACAUCGAAGAAAAGUAUACCAGUCUGCAAGAGGAGGCACAAGGAAAGACGAAGAAAUUAAAGAAAGUCUGGACCAUGCUGAUGGCUGCAAAGUCAGAGAUGGCUGACCUCCAGCAAGAGCAUCAGAGAGAAAUUGAAGGUCUCCUGGAGAACAUUCGGCAGCUCAGCCGUGAGCUUCGACUUCAGAUGCUCAUCAUUGAUAACUUCAUACCUCAGGAUUACCAGGAAAUGAUUGAAAACUACGUCCACUGGAAUGAAGACAUAGGAGAAUGGCAGCUAAAAUGUGUGGCCUACACAGGAAAUAACAUGAGGAAACAAACUCCAGUCCCUGACAAGAAGGAGAGAGACCCAUUUGAAGUAGACCUUUCCCACGUAUACCUCGCCUAUACAGAAGAGAGUCUGCGUCAGUCUCUGAUGAAGUUAGAGAGGCCACGGACCUCCAAGGGGAAAGCAAGGCCAAAGACGGGGCGAAGAAAGCGUUCUGCAAAGCCUGAGACCGUAAUUGAUUCUUUACUUCAGUAAAUGUUACAGAAUUAAAGUUACACAAUAAUAAAAAGAGUGAUAUCUCAUGCCUGGAGAGAACUCCUUAAUUAAGACAUGGAGACACCUGUGUGGUCUACAUAAUGGAAGCUGUAAAUCAUGGAGAGAGACUGGAAAUAGCAAUUUUCCUAAUAUCUUUUAGACUCUUAAGUUUCUGUAACAUGUAAGUGCACAGCUCAUGGUCGCCGGGCUUGGCGCACUGUGUCUGUCACACUGCCCUGCAGGAAGGAAGGGCACUGUGGUUGUCCGUGAAUGUGCGUGUCUUAUCUAUGUACUCAGCUACUGUGGAUCUAGACAGGCAGAAUCUCAGAAUAGAACCAAGUCUGUCUUGUUUGUACACAGCAUAUAGCAGAUCACCUUGUCCUGUGUCCUGUGCCAGUCUGGGCUGCUCAUCCAGGCAGUGACUUGAUUCUACACCUGCCUGGCCUGUCUAAAUGCAGUCCAACUUUAUACUAGCAUUGAUUACAUCUAAGUGUGCAAUGACUGCCUUGAUUGAUCUCCUGUGGAAAAUUGUAAAAUCUGACAGCUCUGCAGGUUUACAUUUUAAAGAUGUAGUUUGAACCUGUGCUUCACCUGUCCAUCCUCCACUUCUGUCGCUCUACUCCACAUUCAGCCAUCGUUGUUACUAAGUUGGCUCUCCACUUCUGAAGCCAUCGUUAGCCACUUCCCUUGGCUCACACACACAUUCUAAAAAGUUCCCUGGAUAUACGGCUUGCAGACACUCCCUUGCCUGAAUUUUAAGUUUGAUGGAAAUAACUAUAAAAAUUGAGACUAGUCUCAUUUUUCAGAAAAUGAAACAGU
Molecule: messenger RNA, 3228 nt
Organism: Mastomys coucha (southern multimammate mouse)
Lineage: Eukaryota; Metazoa; Chordata; Mammalia; Rodentia; Muridae
Gene: Kif3a
Product: kinesin family member 3A
Exons: 18
Coding region: 394-2409 (671 amino acids)
Biological process (GO): microtubule-based movement
Molecular function (GO): ATP binding; microtubule motor activity; microtubule binding
Source: RefSeq, a predicted model, not a curated record